AUGAUCGAUAGUGCUGAUUUUCCCAGUCGAUUAUUGCUGCUCCUGCUCCAGGACGAAGAACACGCAAACGCAGCUUUUUAUAUGUUUAUGCAUUCUGGACUAGUGCUGAAGAAGUGUGACACUGGUUUCAAACUUGUCAAUUGCAUUAUGUUAUGUUCUCAGUCCUCCCCACUAUCAGCACCCUGCAUUAUCUUGAUGUUGUCAUCUACUCUAAUCCAUACGACAAUGCAUUAUGAAGCAGAGUCAUGGGGUUACUACGUACCAGUGAAGCACAGCAUGGAAUCAGACUCGUUGGAGCGAGUGGUGAGGCUCGCCGCUGGGAGUGCGGUGGUGAUAUUCAGCAUUAGCUCUUGCUGUAUGUGUCAUGCGGUGAAGAGGCUCUUCUGUGGAAUGGGUGUCAACCCAACUGUGUACGAGCUUGACCAGGACCCAAGAGGGAAGGAAAUUGAGAGGGCUCUCAUGAGGCUCCUUGGGAACUCAACGGCUGUUCCGGUGGUGUUCAUCGGAGGGAAGCUUGUCGGUGCAAUGGACAGAGUCUUGGCUUCUCAUAUUAGUGGGACAUUGGUACCCCUCCUCAAGGAAGCUGGAGCUCUGUGGCUCUGA
Molecule: messenger RNA, 603 nt
Organism: Ilex paraguariensis (yerba mate)
Lineage: Eukaryota; Viridiplantae; Streptophyta; Magnoliopsida; Aquifoliales; Aquifoliaceae
Source: the annotation of a GenBank genome assembly